AUGGAUGGUAUUCAUGGGAGUGAUUCUCGUAUGCACAUGAGUGAUGCACAACAUUCGAUGCAUGUGCCCUAUGUGCCAGAAAACGAACAACAUGGAUUGGACCAUAUGAGUGAUGGAAAUAGGAUGGAGGACAAUAACAACUGUGGUGAUGCUAAUGUCAGCAGACAUGAGAGUGUAGAAGGAGAAGUUUCCAACCCUGGAAAUGUCACUGAUGAUCAUGGUGCGAUAAUUGAACAAGCUAGUGGUGACCAGCUCACAUUGUCUUUUCAAGGCCAGGUUUAUGUAUUUGACUGUGUGUCGCCGGAAAAG
Messenger RNA from Neltuma alba, 309 nucleotides. Its product is annotated as GATA transcription factor 28-like. Lineage: Eukaryota; Viridiplantae; Streptophyta; Magnoliopsida; Fabales; Fabaceae. The annotation marks the transcript as partial. The transcript has a single exon. The record is from RefSeq and is a predicted model, not a curated record.